This is a messenger RNA of Carya illinoinensis, 1627 nucleotides long. RefSeq names its product plant UBX domain-containing protein 10-like. The record is from RefSeq and is a predicted model, not a curated record. Bases 207 to 1337 code for a protein of 376 amino acids. NCBI's taxonomy places the organism in Eukaryota, Viridiplantae, Streptophyta, Magnoliopsida, Fagales, Juglandaceae. Gene Ontology annotation, molecular function: ubiquitin binding. Gene Ontology annotation, cellular component: endoplasmic reticulum. The transcript has 4 exons.
CUAAAAAAAAAAAAAAAAGGAUUGUUAUGAAGUUGAUGGCCAUGUCGAAUCUUUCUCGAUAACCCGAUAUUACUUGAAGAGGCUGUACUGUGUCACAACAUCAUCUCAGACCGCUCUAGAAAGCAAAUAGCAAGAAUAGGCAUUCACUCCAUAACUUAUUUUGUUUUUCAGUUUUUGGCUGUCUUUGCGGGAGUGUGUAGGGAACAAUGUCAUCCACUUCGAGGGAAAACAGGAGAGCAGCAGAGGCUUUUUGCAAUGAGAUUGUACGCCGGAUGGUAAGCCUUCCCAGGAACAUUAUAGCGGGUUUUUCAAGAGCAAUGGUGGGUAGAAGAAAUCAACAUCUACCAUUGAACCAUCCAGCACAACAUCCAGAGGAGCCCAUCGUCGGUGCAGAAGAGUGGGAAUUCCUAGCCAGUUUCGAGCAGCAAUAUGGAUCCUACCAUCCCUUUUUCUACGCUUGUCGGUUCAUGGCAGCUCUGAAGUUAGCAGAAGAUGAUCACAAGUUCAUGUUUAUGUAUCUCCACUCACCAGAACAUCCUUUCACGCCCCCUUUCUGUAGAGAAACUUUGUCUUCUGAAUUGGCGGUACAGUUUCUUGAUGCUAAUUUUAUUUGCUGGGGAGCACUGGCAAACAGAGGAGAGGGCCUGCAAAUGGCUACAAUGUUGAUGCCUACCAGCUUCCCAUUCUGUGCUGUAAUAGCUCCUGCCCCUGGUGAUAGCAUAGCAGUGCUGCAACAGAUGGAAGGGCCAAUUUCACCAGCUGAACUGGUGGGGAUUCUGCAGAGGACUGUGGAGGAGCAAGGUUUGGCUUUUGGCAGUGGAAGGGCCAAGCUGGAAGAAAAGAUGAUAGCAGAUCGUCGCCUUAGAGAAGAACAAGACGCAGCGUAUAUGGCAUCUCUACAGAUAGACAGGGAAAAGGAAAAACUCAAGAACUUACGUCCAGGAGAAAGAGUUCAGAAACCAGCAGAAGCUCCUACCAGAGCAAGUUAUGUCAACCUCAGGAACAGUAAAAAACAGAACGGUAAAGUCAAGGAGGUUGCCAUUACAAAAGAAACCCACCAUAAAGAAGUUGCAAAGAGGGGAAAUGAUGAUCCUCCUCAAGCUACCCAGAUUUUGAUUAGGUUUCCGAGUGGAGAAAGAAGAGAGCAGAGCUUUGCAAGCACAGACAAGGUCCAAUCAAUAUACAGAUACAUAGAUUCCUUAGGCCUUGCUGGUAUUGGAAACUACAGAUUGAUAUCAAGCUUCCCUAGAAAAGUUUAUGGUGUGGAUCAGAUGGGCAUGACUCUCAGAGACUCUGGCCUCCAUCCUAGAGCAAGCCUGUUCUUGGAACCUCUGUAAAGAUCAGCCAAGGUCAGUGCAUGUACUGACCAAGAACUUAUCCAGUAUUUCUUUUCUAGACAAUAUGCUUUUCUUCACUUUUGUCACCUCAUUGAUGUUCUUUUGUAAUAUGGGCAUUGCACGAAAGUCGAAUAAGUGCCAAAACUGCUGAUCACAGCUACAAAGAAAAAGUUCACCUUUAAAACAAAGGUCCUAGCCGACAAUGAGGUCUAGGUGACAUCAUAUAUGCAGUCUAUGAGGGGAUGAUAAUCCCACCAUAUAUUUAGUUUUAUAAAAGAAGUACUUUCUUA